UAUUCCACCAAAGGGAAGAAGCUCUAGUUUUGAUAAAAAGGUAAACUCGAGACAAAACCGAGCGACAGAAGCUGAGGUUUGGAAGAGACAAAGCACCCGGGCCAGGUAGAGCUGAGAAAAUGGCAUGGAGAGGACAACUUUCUAAGAACCUGAAAGAGCUUCGAAUUCUUCUAUGCCAAUCUUCCCCUUCAAGUUCGACUACUAGAACGUUUAUAGAGAGGAGUUAUAAGGAUCUCAAAACCCUUAACCCAAAACUUCCCAUAUUGAUCCGUGAAUGCAAUGGAAUAGAACCUCAGUUAUGGGCUAGAUAUGCUAAAAGCUAUGGUGUGAUUGGAGGUUCAUUUGAUGAUAAUUGCAAUCUGCGAAGUUAAGACUUUGACUCAUGUGACCUCUGCACUUAAAACUUUGACACAGCAAGAAAGAGAGGUGUUCCUUUAGCACAGCCUGUGCUUAACAUAUUUUCUGCUUUCAAUUAUGCUUUUUCAACACGUCCUGCAAUGUGUGGAUGACAUAUCCAACCUGUCAUUUGGCUAAGAAACUCGAAAAUAGGAGGUUGUUUUUUGUGUGAUGGUGAAUUAACACCGAUGUGUCUGCAACUAUGGGCAUGAAUUGUUGCUCCAUGUUCUUUCCUUGUUCAUUCACAAGUACAUGCUGUACUUCAUGCUGGUAUACGUUUGAGUUGUGUGAUUUUUUUUCCUUAUGCAAUCACAGGUUAGUUCUUUA
Populus trichocarpa (black cottonwood) is the source of this 723-nucleotide messenger RNA. Its product is annotated as NADH dehydrogenase [ubiquinone] 1 alpha subcomplex subunit 2. Bases 120 to 371 code for a protein of 83 amino acids. NCBI's taxonomy places the organism in Eukaryota, Viridiplantae, Streptophyta, Magnoliopsida, Malpighiales, Salicaceae. The transcript has 3 exons. The record is from RefSeq and is a predicted model, not a curated record.